AUGUCUGCGCAAGGUGCUACAUUUAUGUACGUGUGUAUUGUUCUGCUUGUAAGUGGAACAUCACAAAAUACCAAGUCAAUAAGUGGUUCCGGUGAAUCUGUUACUUUUCGUGGUGCUGAUCAAUAUGACUUUUCCAUCGUUAUCUCAGGGGGUGAGCAGGAAUGUUUCUGGCAUUAUGCAGACAAGGCAGGCUAUUUUUACUUCAAUUACGAGGUUCAGUGGAUGAUGGGAUUACAGAAUAUCCGAGCUAUAACCGCCACAGUUAAUGCACCCACUGGGCAUUUGAUUGAUACAUCCAGAGGAGCAAGUGGCCAAAUUAAUUUCAAAACAAAUGAAUCAGGUUUUUAUCAAAUUUGUUUGAGCAACUUUUUGUCGCACGUUGGAUCAAAGCAGAUCUUUAUCAGUUUUGGAGUUUACUAUGAUGGUUUUGGUGAGAAAACAGAAGCAGAAAGUAAAGCAAAAGUUCAACUGAAUGAUACACUUUCUGCUAUUCGGGAUACUACCAUCAAAGUACAAAGCUACGUCUUCCACAUGUGGAGAUUCUAUAACUUUGCCAGGAUGCGCAAAGGAGCUGAUUACUUUAUUGUACUAGCAAGCAAUAAUUACGUGAAUCGGUGGUCAUUUGCCCAGAGUGUGGUCAUCGUUUCAUCUGGUGUUUUACAGCUUUACUUUCUGAAGCGUCUAUUUGCUGUGAGAGCCACCACUGCAAGUGAAAGAUCCAGAUGCUAG
Messenger RNA from Hemiscyllium ocellatum (epaulette shark), 729 nucleotides. RefSeq names its product transmembrane p24 trafficking protein 6 (gene tmed6). The transcript has 4 exons. Lineage: Eukaryota; Metazoa; Chordata; Chondrichthyes; Orectolobiformes; Hemiscylliidae. The coding region runs from base 1 to 729 and encodes 242 amino acids. The record is from RefSeq and is a predicted model, not a curated record. Gene Ontology annotation, cellular component: Golgi apparatus; endoplasmic reticulum; COPII-coated ER to Golgi transport vesicle. Gene Ontology annotation, biological process: Golgi organization; endoplasmic reticulum to Golgi vesicle-mediated transport; intracellular protein transport.